AUGGCGUCGAUACUUGUAUCAAUAGUAACAACUAUUACCAUCGUUUCCAUUACCGGUGAUGCAGUUGACUUACAUACCGAUAGGGAAUUGGUAGAAAUGGAAGGUUGCCCUUACAUAGAGAAUGGUGAGCAUCUCGUUACUGUUAAGGGUGCCGUUUCAGCUCUGAUCAGUGGGUGUGGCUACAUACACUACAAUUCUAGCAACUUCGUUCCACAAACUUAUAGUUUGUGGUUCGAAAAUAUGCAUCGGAUUGGGCCACAUUGCACUACACAUGGUAGAGAAUAUUUUCAUUUUUACUGUGUAUCAAGACCUCCCUCACCAUCAGCAGACAUCAAAAAGGGACGUAUGUUUAUAAGCAAGGUAUGGCCAUACGAUGAAGCUGACAAAAAUACGGAAACUCACAGAUGUGCCUUGUAUGAAAAGAUCGACGAAGAUAACAACCCGACGCUCCGAGUUGCGAUUAGCAAAGGCACUUCGUGCAACGGCUUAUCAGAUAUGAUUCAACACCCGGAGGUGAUUCCUUGGGACAUCAAUGGGAACUUGUUGAUGGUAUUUUACACGAACAUAUCCGCCACAGACAUAACAUCUACCAAGGCAAAACAAUUGAUAUCCAAGCGGUACCAGGGAAGGGGGUACAUUCCACAGAAUUUUGGGAACCGUUCGAACACAUUUCAUAGAAAGAUUCGCGAAACUAAAGACGAUGACAAAAGAAUACGACGUGCCCUUCAAAUGACGAGCGAUGGAGAUGACAUACAUGGUGCAGUUAUGGUGCCAACAUCCAAACCCGUUAUAAAGAUAGCCGGUGCAAAUCCUUUCGCCCUGCUUCUAGCAAAUCGUGUGCGUAAUAAUAACACGGGUUCUAUAAAGCCACUUGGCCUAUGGGACUCAAUUGUGAAAAUAUUUAAAAAUUGA
Molecule: messenger RNA, 912 nt
Organism: Macrosiphum euphorbiae (potato aphid)
Lineage: Eukaryota; Metazoa; Arthropoda; Insecta; Hemiptera; Aphididae
Source: the annotation of a GenBank genome assembly